Pyrenophora tritici-repentis Pt-1C-BFP is the source of this 2175-nucleotide messenger RNA. RefSeq names its product Fungal-trans multi-domain protein. Gene Ontology annotation, molecular function: sequence-specific DNA binding; zinc ion binding; DNA-binding transcription factor activity, RNA polymerase II-specific. The record is from RefSeq and is a predicted model, not a curated record. Gene Ontology annotation, biological process: DNA-templated transcription; positive regulation of transcription by RNA polymerase II. Lineage: Eukaryota; Fungi; Ascomycota; Dothideomycetes; Pleosporales; Pleosporaceae.
AUGUCACGACCAAUGGAGGAUGAAGAACAAAGCCCUCUCCAGGAGCCACCAGCUAAGAAACAACGAAACUUGGCAUGCCAGCGAUGUCGCUCGCGCAAGCAAAAAUGCGAAGACAACCGACCAUGCGGCAACUGCGUUAGAGGAGGCGAGGAGUGCCUGCCCACCCAACCGGCACCUCGACUGCACGUUGAAAGCGAAUAUGUGCGCGUCCUAGAGGAACGCAUUGCUGAGCUUGAAUCUCUUGACCCUCAGCAAAGUCUCGACCACCUUGGCGGUGCGCACAGUAGAAUUGAAGGACUAGCAAGUGUUGAUACAUCGGCGGAAAAUGGUGAAUUACGACCAUCUGCCCAAUAUGCCUCGCUACCAGUCUACGCAAUGGCAGUCAGCUCUGAGGAAGAGCCCGAUCCUAAUCAUUUCUACCUCCGAUUAUUAGCAUCACCAUCGACUCAAGACGCAGUUCAGAACGACUCUGCCACACACAUAAUGAUCGGUUCGCAUCAUCGUAUGCGACAUAUCGAUGACUUCGACGCUCAACAUAAAUUGACCACAACGGUGGUGGAUGCCCACGCAAUGGUUAACCUGCCAUUACACCAUACAAACUCACUGCUUGAAGCAUACCGUGAGCGUGCUCAAGCCCAAUAUCCGUUCUUUUAUUGGGAUAUGUUUCUUACAUGGCACUCAGAAUGGAAGCAUUCUCUGGCCUGUGAUCUGAACAAACGCGCGUGGCAAGGCUUCUUCGUCAAUCUAGUAUAUGCGACGUCUUUGAUGCUACAGCGCAAGUCACAUGUGGCAACAUUUGAUAUGCAUACCUUCUACAGCACUGGAUUAUCGCUACUUCCAGCUAUACUACAACAACCCGACAAGAUCCUUCAAGUGCAAGCGUACCUCCUGCUAUCCGUCUAUGCGCUACAUCAAAGCUCCACGGAGCGCAUCAUAACCCUUGCAUCAACGACGAUGCGACUAUGUGUCCAGCAACAAUUGCAUCUUGCCGAGGUGGAGCCACAGCCGUUAGACGUCCAUGCACGGCUCAGAAUACAGAUCCGACGGCGCUGUUUCUGGUGUGCAUAUACACUUGAUCGAUUGGUCAUGUCGGCUUUCGACCUGCCGCCUUCGGUAUCUGACCAAAUGAUUACCGUGAGGCCUUUUGCUAAUAUCGAAGAUCGCGAUCUGCUGGGAGCUGCUGCAGUCACCUCCGCAAUGGUAGAGUUGGCUGAUGACCCCAAAUACACUUGCAUGUCUCCUGCGCUCCAUAUACUUCAAUGCAGGCGUAUCCAGUCGGAGAUAAGCGCCGUCACGCUUCGAUCGGACUAUUAUACUCAAUUCGAAAGCACUUCUGAAUGGCGGGUCCGCAUACUUGCUGAGUUAGAAAAGUUCAAGUCUCGCGUACAGAGAUUCUCUGACCCUCAGUCGAAAGGGUAUACCUCGCAAAGAUGGCAGGCUAUGAUAUACUACUAUACCCUGCUCAUGUUGUAUCGACCUACAAAAGCAAACGUGCUCGAAACAGCUGGUGAUUGGUCGGUGCAAGCAAGUACGCAGGCUUGUUUGAUGUUUCGAAAGAGUCAGAUUGACCGACAAAUUGCACAGCCGUGGCUUGCACUCAUCGUCCAGUUCCAAUCCGGCAUCACACUUUUGUACUGUUUCUGGGCUACUGCGCCGGAACAUAGGACGGACAAAUACAACUCCCUCGAUGUACCUGACGCGCUGCGUGCAUGUUCUAAUAUCUUAGCAAUCAUGGCGGACCGAUGGGCAAAGGCGGAUUGUUUGCGGGAUGUGUUCGAACUCCUAGUGCGAGAGAUUCCACUCGUUGACCAUCCCAACAAGCCACCUGUUCGGCUGACAGAGAAGGCUUCGUCGGCGAUUAAACUGCAUCUACCGCAAGUACGUGCGCUCGUGGUACACCGUCCAGUGUUACGUAUGAUUGAGGAAAUGAUAUCCGAAGACUUCCCUCGCUCGUUGACACACGGUCGAUCGGUAGCGGGUGUGCUCGGCCAGGCGGACCACGGAAAUCCUAUUCAUUUCGAUCUGCAAUCACAAAAUGCCAACGACAACUUCCAGAUGCCCUUUGCGUCGCAGCGCUCUUUUGAAUAUCUAGGCACCACCGGGGAAUUGGAAAGCUUACAUGUCGAUGGGCCACUGUCAUUUCCAGGUGUGUUUGACCUUGAAAGCUGGAUAUAG